ACGAUAGGGGGCGCGAUGACGUCAGGACGAGUGCGUGACGAGAAGGAGGAGAGGUCAUGGCGGGGUCGACGGUGCUGCUUCUGCGACUGUGGACGUGAGCGUCGCGGGACGCUCCGAGCAAUUAAGUCCUCGGUCAUUCACCACCAAAACGCCGCCGCCCCUGAGCGUAUUAACGAGGAGCAAGCCAGAAAUUCCUGCGGCCCCCGGCUCUGUUCCCGCGUGACUGAAAUGGAGCGGCGACAGCCCAUUACCAAGUGGCACCAGUGCGGCCGGUGUACUUACAACACCCACCGCAGGGACCACAUGAGGAUCCACCUGAGGACGCACACGGGGGAAAAGCCCUUCAAGUGCACCGACUGCGCGAAGGCGUUCACGCAGCUGGGCAGCCUCCAGACGCACCGAAGGACGCACACGAGCCAGAAGCCCUUCAAGUGUACCGUGUGCGACAAGGCGUUCACGCAGCUGGGCAACCUGAAGACGCACCUGAGGACGCACACGGGCGAGAAGCCCUUCAAGUGCGCCGUCUGCGAGAAGGCGUUCACGGUGUCGUCGCACCUCCAGAGGCACCAGAGCACACACACGGGCGAGAAGCUCUUCAAGUGUACUGUGUGCGACAAGGCGUUUGCCCAGGCGGGGGCCCUUAACAAACAUCAGAAGGUCCACCGGGAGAUGGCGGCGGUGGUGACGGCGGCGGUGGUGGCGACGCCGGGGCGUGAAGGCCAAGACGCCGCGACGAGCGCGGCUUCCCGGAAAAGGGAACCGGAGGGAAAUCCCGUCCGCGAAGCGCGGCCGGGGGUGAAGGUGAAGCGCGAAGUGGACGUGUCCGCCGCCACUGCCCCAAAACCCGGGCUUCACGGCGGCCACCUGGGUGCCCGCGCCGGGGAGAGGUCCCACGGGUGCGGCGUUCGCGGCAAGGCGAUCUUCUGUUCGGGGGCCCUGCACAGGCACCGUAAAAUCCACCCAGAGAGGAUGCCCAACUCGAAGCCGCCGCCACCGAGAGAGGCGCCCCGCGCAGCUGCGUCGAGCGGACGGGCGUUCAACCUGGCGGACCAUCUUCGCGGCAUGAGGCACGGGCAUGCAGGCGUCGGCAGGGCGCACGGGUGCCCCGAACGCAGGAGGGCGCUCCCGCCGGUGAGAGAGCUCCCCGGUGCCCGCAUGCCGGCGGCUGCCGGCGGACAGAAGGUGGCUGUCGAAGGCGGCGGCCGUGGCGCCACGGUCACGGCUCCGCCAUCGAAGCGAAAGCGCGAAGGAAAUCCCAGCUUCGAAACGUGGCCCGGCGUCAAGGUGGAAGACGGAGACGGAAGCUGUCACUACACCCCGCCGACCGUCGUGCGGGAAUGCCGCGGAGAGAGCCGAGGUGGCUGCGCGGCACGGCCGAGGGUGAGGGCGUCACGUGGACGCGGAGACGCCGCCCCGAGAACGGACGACGAUAACGAUGAUGGCGCGUGGGCAGAGCGGGGGGAGCGGGCCCUUCCUUCUUCCUCCGUCGAGGAUGAGGAUGCGAGCGACACGGAGGGUGACGAGGGGUCAUAGAUGCCGUCCUAUGCUUUUUUUUAUUAUUUUACCAGGUAAGGCCCACUCUGAGCUAUGCGAAGGUCGUUUGAAAGCUCAACGAAAUGACUUAUUAUUGUCGUGUGGAAAUGUAUAGCAGCCAAAUACUCUAAAUGCACGUCGAUUCUAAAUGUGGAGGGGAAAACUGGAGGACCCGGAGAAAAAUCCACGAUCACAGGGAGAGAGACACGCAAACUCCAAAUAUUCAGCAGGCAUCAGCACCGGGAUCGACUCCACGACCUCCUGCAUACCAGGCGAGGGAGUUAAAAUCUCGCCGCCAUGGCGCAGGUGGGAGAGGUUCAACUGUUCCACAAGCUCUGGAGGAGGAGCACGUGAACGCACGUUGUUGCAGAGACCGGAGUCAAAUUUAAGUACCCUUCCAAGUGCGCGUCAAUGUAAUAUUUUCCGCAGUGGUCUUAACCUUUUCCUGUUCCUAGGUGUCUGCAUGUUGAAGGGUAGGUUCCGUUCACCGCUGAUUCUCGGAACACGCAAGCGGUACAGCGGUACUUUUAUUUAGAGAGGCGUUGUAGUGCCAUUGUUAAAGACAUUGUACUCACCGCAGAGAACUGUCGCGACACGAUCGCACCCUUUGAUAGCUUGCGCCAAACUGUGCCACGCCCUCCCACAUGGCCUCGUGGGAGCCUCUUUAUGUUUUCCGACUUUGUUCCGAUACGUACGCAUGUGUACGUCCAUGGAACUGAUGAUGUACACAUACGUCAUCGGAAUGGGAAAGGGUUUAAUAAAUCCCAGUUGCCAUUUAAAAGUAUGGUCGCACUUUCAGUAGAUAUUUGCAGAGAGACCGAAAAUCGCAUAUUGGGGCGAAGCUCUCGGUGUGCACUGUGUGGGAAGCGGUGGGGAGCGGUGGCGCAGCGGUUAGCGCCCUCGCUAUGAAAAUAGGCGACCAGAGUUCGAUUUCCGCUCACGGCCGACCCCAGUGACAGUUGUCUGAACCGGUGAUGGGCCUCCCCUAUGUUAACUCGGCCUCAAAUCAUCUGGUGCGGUGUGUAAACAUUGCCACUGGGGAGACAAAAGCGGUCGGGCGGGUACUGGCCACCCACCACCUCGUGUGCAGUGCCGGCCUUCGUAGGUAUUACUCGCUAACACAGCACUUGCCUCAACAGUCUAUAAGGCUAUAUGGGGGAUCUUUGUGUGGGAAACCUCAGCUUUCGGCUUGGUUAUCGGAUCGUACCACGUGUUGUUCGGCACGGUGUCUGACGUUUCUCUCCACGUGCUGGAGCUUCAGAGAAUUACACAGCACAGCCGUGAAAACCCACGCAGUCGAAAAUGUUGAUGUAAUCAUGUUUUAAUGUUAUAUAUAGCGUCGUCGUUCGCGCAAAUUGCAUCUCACAAUCGCCAAGGAAUCGCAGACAAAGCUGGAAGGCAGCUAGGCGGUUGAGCCGGCGUUAAAAAUUGCUGAAGCCCAAUUAAUGUGUAUUUGCAUUAUAUAUCCAUCAAGAGAAUUCGCAUGGAAGGGAAGCGUUUCAACUCAUCUCUUGAGUACUGAUUUUAGUUUGUGGUACUUUCCCCGCACCUCCGAUUAGCACAGUUGGCUGCGUAAGGUUACGACAGAAGUUCAGUGACAUACAAGCGUGUGUGGGGAGGAUUCCACUCCUGCAGAAACACAAAGCAAACAUCGUAAGAUGCACAAGAAGCUGAAGGUGACGUUUUAAUGUGAAGAUCAAGAUCCUAAAAGUAAGUCCAUUUCUCAUAGCAUUAUUACAACAGUUUACCCAGGAAAGCCUCGCUAGGUCUCAAGGCUUUUUAAGGAUCCUGGUAAGGUGUCUCAGCAGAGGGCGACACUUGCUAUGUGCUUGCCAAUUAUCUGUCGCAUAUGGCCCAUGGUCUUCAACAUCCACUCAGAAGCAGACGGCACGUACUAUUUUGUUAUGGUUAAAUACACCACCAACAUUUAAAGUCACGUAGAUAGGUUGAAAAAAAUAUUUUAUUUCAUUAUUUUUUUACCUAUUUACGUAAAGAUCCAAAGAAUAUGAAUUCCUGCAGCCACGAAAGCUUUUAAGUCAAGAUUUACACCACCAACAGUAUGUAUCAGGGGCGGCCGUGGGGCCUCGAAGCACAAACCUCCACAAAGCAAGCAGCAAAACGCGGUAUAUGCCGGCAGGGUCACGAGACGAGAGCAAAUGCAUGGCAGUGAGACCCCAUCCGCCCCCGUGGCCAGCAGUGGAAGGGUAAAUGUGAAUACGGAUCGGCCGUUCUGGGGCCCAACCUCUUCCAGGUCGAGAGGGGAAGCCCUUCGUGAGGGCUUCGCUGGAGGUGUGGAGUCAACCGGCAUGUGGACCUGGUAGAUAUAAACUUAAAACUUUUUUUUAUUUUACUAGGUAAGGCCAACCGAGCUAUUUUUUCAUAAGCGACCUGGCCGCAUGUAACGAUCGCUCAACGAGAGCUGGCUUAUCGUGAUGUGAAACGUUAUAGCGGCCAAAUACCCUAAACGCGUGGUGAUGUUGAGUCUACAUGUGGAGGGGGAAAACCGGGGGACCCGGAGAAAAAUCCACGCAACCAUGGGGAGAGAGAGAAACGCAAACUAAUAUAUAUGGGCAUCAGGGUCGGGAUCGAACCCGCGGCCUCCUGCAUGCCAGGCGAGGUAGUUAACAUCUCCUAGCCACCGUUGUAACCAGGAAUGGGAGGCUAAGCAGCUCCACAGCAUGUAUUUGUACGCAGACUUUAUUAUAAUAUCCCAACUGGAUAGUUCAUGCACUGCUGACGGAAGUGCCUCCCAACUCGUGGGUAUGUUGCCCGACUCUUCUGCUCUCCUUCGACGUUUUGGAAGAUGGGAUUACCCACACUUUACCCCACCACACGCGACCUCUUGUUCACCCGCAGCCUCUGUGCUGAUCAGUACGCUGCAUGGCAGUUACGUUGUAGUACAGUGAUUAAAUGUGUGCCAUGUAAUCGAUCGUAAUCGAUCUAAUAUUAAAUACGUUGUGAUAUGCGAUUAUUCA
Molecule: messenger RNA, 4508 nt
Organism: Petromyzon marinus (sea lamprey)
Lineage: Eukaryota; Metazoa; Chordata; Hyperoartia; Petromyzontiformes; Petromyzontidae
Source: RefSeq, a predicted model, not a curated record